Messenger RNA from Ostrinia furnacalis (Asian corn borer), 5348 nucleotides. RefSeq lists its product as uncharacterized. The transcript has 3 exons. The coding region runs from base 350 to 4261 and encodes 1303 amino acids. The record is from RefSeq and is a predicted model, not a curated record. NCBI's taxonomy places the organism in Eukaryota, Metazoa, Arthropoda, Insecta, Lepidoptera, Crambidae.
AGGGGGGGCCGAAGUGGAACACGAACGAACGAUCGACUCUCCCCGCGCUUCAUUCCGCGGCAGCUGUACAACCGCUUUGCAAGCGCGCGCGGCUAACGGAAAGCGACAAGCAAGGCGCGGCGGGCAAGGCAACUGGCGAGAUCCCCUCGCCCCGCAGGCAGACCCCGCAUACUGAGCGGCACUCUUGUGUUUAGUGAUAGUGACUCAUGUCAUCAUGUGUACUUAAAACAACAAUGUGUCAAUUAUUAUUUUAGUGAUUGGCUUUAAUUACAAAAUAAUGAACUUGGGUGAAAAAUUUUGUGAGUGAAUGUACCUGUGGUAACCUGGUGGAACAGAAAAGGUUUUAUCAAUGGCGGACUCGAAUAUGGACACAUUGGACCAUGAGAUGGCUCUAUGCUAUGCAGAUUGUGACAUGGAAAUUUCUCUUACACAGCAGCUUACUGAUAACAAUAACCUUAGUAACAACUAUGAAGAUGGUGGUAAUUCAAUCAUUGCUGAAGAUGAAGAAUAUGAAACUGAAGAUGUAAUUAUUAAAGAAGAAUUUGAAAUUGGAGAAGAGGGUAUUAUGAAUACAAACAGUUUGAGUCAUAGCUUAGAAUGCCUCGAUCCCGGGAUCCCGAUCGUCUAUACAAAAAGACUGGAUGAUAUGACAAUUUUCAAGAAAAAAAUUAAAAAUGAAUCUUUUAGUAAUAUUGUGCAAAAAGUGAUACGUGAAAGUAAACCAAAUCUUAAAAAGACAUUUAAUUUUCUACCUGAACGAAAACCUACGAUCAAUGAACGUCAGUUUUCUAAAUUAGAAAACAAAAUAUUAAAAUUAAAUGAACUGGCUAUAUUAAAUGUAGCCCCGUCUGAAAAUACUGUACUAGAUUUAGUUGAUGAUGUAGAUUCUGUAAAUGUUGUAGAGUCUGUGACUGAACGUAAACCUACCCUCAAUGAACUUCAGUGUUUUAAAUUAGAAGACAAAAGCUUAAAGUCAAAUAAAUUGGCUACAUUAAAUAUAGCCCCGUCUGAAAAUACUGUACUAGAUUUAGUUGAUGAUGUGGAUUCUCUAAAUGUUGUAGAGUCUGUGCCUGAUCGUAAACCUACCCUCAAUGAACUUCAGUGUUUCAAAUUAAAAGACAAAAGCUUAAAGUCAAAUAAUUUGGUUACAUUAAAUAUAGCCCCGUCUGAAAAUACUAUAGAUUUAGUUGAUGAUGUGGAUUCUGUAAAUGUUGUAAAGUCUGUGCAUUCUGAUGAUUCAGAAGAGGACAUGCCUUUAAAGGUACUGUCUUCAAUAAAGACGGAAUAUGUUGACCUGACAGUGAUAGAUAAACAUGUUAAAAAAGAUACAAAUGAGCUUUUCAAAUUAUGUAAAACAUGCUGCGUACCGUUGUUAGCAAAUCGUAACGUUAGUUAUAUUAAUGGAAAGCCCUUUCUUAUAUACGGUUGCACCAAGAAGGCAUUCAUAAAAGGAUUAAGAUACACCGCGGGCGUUGAUUUUACAUACAUAUCAUUCAGAAAUUUCAAAAAGAAUAAAUCACAAGUGUACAAAUUCGAAAAAAAAGCAUUGGUUCAUAGAGAAUAUGAUCAUAUAGUAGCUCUUGGGUUGAAUGUAGAUGAAUGUUGUUAUAAUAAUAGGGAAAACGUUAUUAAAAGUUUGAUUUGUCCUAGUAACAUGACACCAGAUCUCUUGCGAAUCCCGCAUCGUUGUCCAAAGGAUCGAUGCAAGUGUUGUUGCAAACCUAUAGCCAAUUAUCCAGAAAAAAUUACACCAACAUCUUCAAGUUCUUCAGGUGGUUUUGGGCUGACAUUGUAUAAGUUUGUUGAGACGAAAAGAAAAAAUGGAACUGGUCACCUGAAUGCUAAUAAACCUAAUAAUACUAUGAACCAGCCAGAAAAAAAUGACUUGGAAGCAAUAUUACCGAAAGACUUUGACUAUAUCCAUAAAGCUUUAAGUUACACUCCCAAAAGUUACAAUGACUCUUCGAAUGAUAAAGAAAUAACAGACUUACCGGACGUAGACGACCGUUUAGGAAUUAAAGUUCUCAAGGACUACAGUGAAAUGGUCGAGUUUUAUAAAUUUACAUUAAAUGGCAAAAAUGUCAAAUAUAUUCAAAUGGAUUCACUUGUACGAAAUGUAAAAAAUAAUAGCUUUAGAAAUGAUAUUAAAGAAUGUACUCGAAGCGAUAUAGUUUUAUGUUGCUGGCACAAGUGUGAUGAGUUGAUUCGGUCUUUUGAUUUAAAGCGCAUACCUACAGUAAGGCAAUUUGUCAGGACACGCCAUCCUUGUCCUCCAGAUAAUUGCAUCUGCUGUUGUAAGCCGAAUUUACCUCAGCCCGUCCACAAAGAGGAACCCUUAAAACCUGCUUCAAAUCAUGCUACUAACUACACGAGUAUGAUUAAGAAACGUUGCAAAUUUCUUGCCAAACGUGAAGAAUCGAAGCCGAACCAAAAAUUACAAGAAAAUAAUCUAUACGAUUACGAGAGCAUAAUAUUACCACAACUGGUAUCACAGCACAGACCAAAGCAAACACUAUCAAGUCCAAAAACUCCUUUACAAUCAAAGGAACCUACUCAAUCUGCUCUCAAUAUGCCUCGAAACAAUAAUACGGCUGCAACUAUUUAUCCGAAUCUGCCUCAAAUCAAUAAUACGGCUGCAACAAUUUAUCCGAACCUGCCUCAAAUCAAUAAUACGGCUGCAACUAUUUAUCCGAAUCUGCCUCAAAUCAACAAUACGGGUGCAACAAUUAAUCAGAAUCUGCCUCAAAUCAACAAUACGGGUGCAACAAUUACUACGAAUCUGCCUCAAAUUACUUAUACGGUUGCAACAACUAAGCCGAAUAUGCCCAAAAUGAAUAAAAGAUUAGAUCCAACUAAUAACCCAAGUGUGUCUCUAGAUAAUAACACAUCUGACUCAACAGUUAACUUAUUGGUGAACAGCAUUUUACAAAGGUUCAGUGAUGUCCGCUUAACUAUUACCCCUGAUGGUAAUGUUACUGCGGAACUAAAUACACCAGUUCACACGUUAUCAACAAUGGAACUACAAAUUCUGUCUAGUAUACUUAAUCGCGCCAAACAACAAGUAGCACAACUAAAAGCAAAAGGACAUUGGAAUCCCGAAGCGAACACUCAAAUAAAUCCCAUCGGGCCGAUGAAUCUUGCAAAUCUUAGCGAUAACACAGCACCAGCAACAACUCCAGACAAAACUAAGUCAAAAGCAAGUGUGACAGAACAUACAACAAAAACAAAUAAUGUAUCAAGAACAAAAGUAGCUGCCCCUAGCUUGAAUAAAAAGACAUAUUAUAAAAGACCCAUAGUGCCUGACCGCCAAACACGACAAGAUGCUUUUCAGUGCUAUACCAAUAUAAGUGCUUUAAAAAUGAAGGAAUACUUAGCAUCUUGCAAAUCUUUACUGGGUAAUUUAAAUCAAAUGCCCAAAAUCAAGCAUGUGUUUUCAAAAAAUCCUUGUGAUCAAACAAAAGUGAAUAAUGAUAAAGCUAAAACGAAUGUCAAUCACCCUAUAAUUAAUACGUCAAAUGAACAAUCGAAAACUAAUAAUGCAAAGCUUAGUAAAAAAUCUACAGUUGCAGAAGCUAAAACUAUUAUUAAUACGACAAAUAAACGAUCGAAAAAUAAUAAUGCAAGACCCAGUAAAACAUCUAAAGUUGCGGAAGCUAAUACAUCGAGUACUGAAGGGCAAGUCAAAAGAAAAAAUGCUAAAGAAAACGUUAAGUCUAAUAAAAAUAUUUCUGGACCUCCAACUAAAAGGCGUAAAAUUUCCAGAAAAAUCAAUAUUUUGAAACCUACUGUUUCAGAUCAUGUAAGUUCAGAUCAUGUUCUUACAAUAGAUUUAGAUGAUGAUGAUCCGUUGAAUACCGCGGUAGUCUUACCGCCUCCGUGCGAAAUCGUACCACCAGGUCGAAAGGCGCCAAUAUUAUCGAAUUUGCUCAGUAAACCUGAAGUACCCCCUGGAGCACCUAACACACAUCCAAAUCUGAUGUAUGCACCUGUACCUGUCGUGGUACCAAGUAUGCCAGUGCCCGGGAUGCCAAUUCCCAGAAUGCCAAUGCCCGGGAUGCCAAUUCCCAGAAUGCCAAUGCCCGGGAUGCCAAUUCCCAGAAUGCCAAUGCCCGGGAUGUCAAUGUCCACCAUACCAAUACCCAGUGUACCAGAUGUCCCAAUAGAUGCUACAGAUGUAGAACUGAUACCGGAUGUCCAGAACGAUCCGAUUACGGCUACCGAUACUACGAUUGCUGACGACGAUUGUAUUCUAGGAUUUUAAUUAGUCACUUGCCAGUCACUUGUCACUACCCAGACUGAACUUUGUCUUAACCAAAUUGCUUUCAAUCCGCGAAAUGUAAAAGAAAUAUCUGUGUAAUUUAUUUUAUCUAUUUUGUUCUAAUGUGAUUUGCUGGAAUGAAAGUGAUUUAUAGUGAGAGUUGGAAUUGAAUUAAAUGUGAUUAAAUUAUUAUUGCUCAUUCAUUAUAGAGGGUGUUUGGCGGAAGGUUAGACAAACUUCGUGGGUGUAACAGUAAGGUAAAUGACCAAAACUAUAGGUACACCCACGAAGUUUGUCUAACCUUCCGCUAAACGUCCCGUAUUGUUUUGUGUGCAACUUACAAAUUAGGGACCUACCAAUCACCAUCGCCACCUUUUCGAAUAUUUGGUGUAAAAAAUAACAAUGUUUGCUUAAUAUGUAAUGUGGAGUUUUUUUUGUCGCGUAGGAAAAUGCCCUUUACUGUGUCAGCCAAAGUACCUACCGAUUAUAAAAGUAAAAUAAUUUUAAAUUGGUGAUCAAUAUACCAAAAUUGUUUAGAAAAUAAAUUAUAUUAUUUCAAGUCUUAUGUUUUUAAUUGUGUUAAGUUUAAGAUUACCUAUGUAAAAUGAGAAAAUGAUUAUUAUAGUAUUUAAUUAAUAAGUUAUUUGUUUUCCAUGACUUUUAAAUUUAGAUGCUGCAAUUUUAUUAUAGUCUAAGUUACCUAUCACAAAUGCAGCGCCUUAAUUCGAAGAUAAAGAGAUAGUUUUUUAUAAUUAUUUUUAUGGUUUAAAAAAUCUGUCUGACUUCUCUCUUAGUUAAAACCCUAAACCCCAACGUUGGGAUUUGGGAUUUUAGAAACAGUUGACAUGACACAAGGUUGCCCUUUGAGCCAAAGUGUGCUGGGUACGCCCAUGAUUGAAUUAUUUGUCAAAUGUAAUUGUAAAAUUUAAAUUUGAAUAAUCCACAUAUUUAAUAAAAAAAUGGCCCUAUGCCUAUGUAAGAUUAAAUUAAAUUGUUAUCAUAGGUUUUAUAGUUAAAAUCUGCCUUCCAUUCCAUCCAUGGAUCUAUAAAAAAAAAGUUUUUUUAUGGGUUCAUGUUCCAUCCUACAUUU